Messenger RNA from Dothidotthia symphoricarpi CBS 119687, 2627 nucleotides. Its product is annotated as protein translocation protein SEC63. The record is from RefSeq and is a predicted model, not a curated record. Bases 194 to 2263 code for a protein of 689 amino acids. Gene Ontology annotation, biological process: SRP-dependent cotranslational protein targeting to membrane; post-translational protein targeting to endoplasmic reticulum membrane. Gene Ontology annotation, cellular component: Sec62/Sec63 complex. Lineage: Eukaryota; Fungi; Ascomycota; Dothideomycetes; Pleosporales; Dothidotthiaceae. The transcript has 6 exons. Gene Ontology annotation, molecular function: transmembrane protein transporter activity; RNA binding.
GAACUCUGGGUCAUUGAAACGACGACUUUCUUUUCGCGACUUCGCCCGCCCUCACUCAGCAAUGCGACACGUCUGAGAUUCUGCGCCCCUUUCUCAACCUAUGCACUGUCGCUGCAAAUAAACGUAUAUUUCUUUGACGUCGCUCUCUACAUUGCACCAUCACCCAAGCCGUCCUUAGGGACUGUUGCCCAAGAUGUCUGGGACAGAUUACAACUACGAUAGCGAGGCCCAAUUUUUCCCCUACUUCAUCCUCACAGUCACAACACUAGUCACAGUUCCCGCCACGAUCUCCUUCUUCCGGCCAAGUAAAGAGCUCGAGAACACCGGAACACGAAUAGACUCUGAUUUCACACCCGAACAUGCCGACCUCAUCCAAGGACAGCGAAAGAAGCAGAAGCGGGCCGAGAGGAGGAUAAAGCGGGGGAUUCUUAUGCUGAUUGGAUGGGCGCUCAAUGCUCUCAUGGUUUACCUCAUCAUUGUCACGGCGCGGUCUGUAACCAAGAUCUGGGAUCCAUAUGAGGUGCUCGGUGUCUCACGAUCUGCGGACGAGAAAGCGAUCAAGAAGCACUACCGAAAGCUUUCCCUAUUGCUGCAUCCUGACAAAGCCCGUGAGGACCCUGCGAAAAACAUCACAAUACAAUCGAUCAACGACCACUGGGUAGACGUUACCAAGGCAUUCAAGGCCCUCACCGACGAGGAAAUUCGCAACAACUACGUCCAGUAUGGCCACCCAGACGGCAAGCAGAGUUUCAGCAUCGGCAUCGCGCUGCCCAAGUGGAUCGUGACUGAGGGAGCCGGGAAAUACGUUUUACUCAUCUACGCGCUCGCGCUCGGUGUCCUUCUGCCAUAUAUGGUUGGCAAAUGGUGGUACGGGACCCAGAGGUUGACAAAGGAGAAGGUUCUCAUCGCAAGCGCCGGCAAAAUCUUCCGCGAGUAUGAAAACGAACAGGGCGAGACUGGGGUCAUCGGUGCUUUGAGCAGUGGAGAGGAGUUUAAUGAAGUACUGGCCGGCAACAAAGCGGAAAGCGGUCUCUCCAAAUUGGAGCAGAAGGUUCUGUCUGACAGUUCCGACUCGCUGGUUUCGCAGACACUCACCAAGAAGGACCGCCAGAAGUUGGACGACCAAGAAGACAGCCGCAGGCGGAAGGUCUUGACAUUGUUGUGGGCGUACCUUGGCCGAGUUGAGCUUGACGAUGACGCUUUGAACGAUGAAAAGUUUGAGGUUGCUCCUGUUGCUCUCCGACUAAACGAUGCAUACACCGCGAUCGCACUGGCAUACGGUAGUACCAAGGCUGUCCUCGCUGCAUACCACACCUCACAAAGUCUCAUUCAAGCCCUGCGACCAGGCGCUUCUCCGUUGGAACAAUUACCUUAUUUCACACCUGCAGUAGCUACCGCAGCCGAGGCAGAGCGCUCAAGAACACAUUUGACCGUCCAAGAAUUCUUGCACCUUCCUGAAGAACAACGCAAGUCACGCGUGGUUGCACCUGGACUCCUCUCGCCAGAACAAUACAGCACAGCACUGUCGGUAGCCUCGCGUAUUCCUGUUCUUAACGUUGAUGCGGCAUUCUUCAAGGUUGUUGGAGAGCGUUUUGUCACUCCAAGCAGUUUGGUACAAUUCGUUCUCAAGUGCCGAUUCAUCCCAUCAGGCGCAACCAACAUCCCGGAAGCCAACCCGAAGGAUCUUCUUGAUAUUGACCCCGAGGAGGGAGAUAUUGCUGCCCUUACUGGACGUAAGAACGAUCGCUCUGGCGAGAAGCCUAUUCAGCCUCCCCUCGCACAUGCGCCAUACUACGCUCGCGACCAUGCUCCUAGGUGGCAUGUGUUCCUGGCCGAUAGCAAGCAGGGUCGUGUCGCUGUUCCGCCUUUUACAUUCUCGACGUUCGACAAGCCAAUCCUCGAUGAGAGUGGCAACCCUACGUUCGACGUACAGACGCUCAAGAUGCAGUUUGGUGCCCCGCCUCAAGCCGGCAGCUACACCUUUGUCAUGCACAUGAUCUGUGAUAGUUACAUCGGCAUGGACACCAAGAUGGAGGUGACACUUGUCGUUGAGGAUGCCAGCAAAGCGGAGGAGGUGGAAGAGGAUGGCGAGAUCAGCGAACCUGACGAGGAUACCAUUGCAGGUCAGAUGCGCACACUCAAGGGAGACGCGCCACUCAAGAAGCGGAGACAACAUGACGACUCCAGUGACGGAAGCGAUACCGAGGGUGAUGUUGAGUCUGAGAGCGAAACGGAUACCGAUACCGACUCGGAUGAUGAGUAGACUUGCUUCUCGCUAAAUAGAGAAGGUGUCAACGCUUGGGGAUGGAGUUCUCGGGGACUGUACAAUUGACUGGCUGACAGCGUGCGGCAUUUUCAGGCGUUUUGAGCACCGUGGUAUUCUUUUGCGGGUUCGGGGAUUUCAAGACGACUCCAGGCGAGUGACUGGGUAGGGUAGGGUAAAGUAGUGGACAUGGAAUACGUGUGCAUGUUCUUCAGAAGACUGUCCUCGAAUGAAAGUGUGGUAUUCGUUUAAUCACUUGCUUUUUCAAAGCUUAAGCUGCUGCAUACGUUGGCAUGUGGCUUACCUUUCUUGUUUACCAUAACGUAAGGUUUCAAUACUCCCAUUUUCAAAUAAGACUACCUGC